GCUGCGGGCAAGGACAGGCAUGGGCAACAGGAGGAUGAGGCUGCCCCCCAGGUGCUGCCGGCUCCGGGUGCUCGGAGUCGCCCUGACCGUCUGCAUGACCAUCGGCUUCACCCUGCAGCUGCUGGGAGGCCCCUUCCACCGCAGAGCCCCCCUGGAGCAGCAGCAGCCACAUGCCCCCCGCUUGUCCUGGGACGAGCUCUCCGCCUCGCCACGCCCCCGGGACUGUGAGCCGCAGCAGCACCUGGUCUUCCUGAAGACGCAUAAGACAGGCAGCAGCACUGUGGUAAACUUGCUGCACCGCUUCGGGGAGGCGCGGGGCCUGCGCUUCGCCCUGCCACACCGCUACCAGCUCGGCUACCCCCUGCCCUUCCAGGAACCGCACAUCAAGGGCCACCGCCCAGGUGGGGCCCCAUACGACAUCCUCUGCCACCACAUGCGCUUCAACCUGCCCGAGGUGCAGAAGGUGAUGCAGGCUGACAGCUUCUACUUCUCCAUCGUGCGUGACCCAGCGGCACUGGCGGCCUCUGCCUUCUCCUACUACCAAGCUGUGGUGUCCGCCUUCCGCCGGGCUGGAACCCUGGGACACUUUGCAGCUGCACCGGAGCGCUACUACGACCCAGCCGCCCGCGGUAACCACUACGCCCGCAACCUGCUCUGGUUCGACUUCGGGCUCCCGGUGCCACCGGCAUCCGGGACCGAGGCUGAUGCCGCCAUGGAGGCGGCGCUGGCGCAGCUGGACCGGACCUUCAGGCUGGUGCUGCUGACCGAGCACUUCGAUGAGUCGCUGGUGCUGCUGCAGGAGGCACUGUGCUGGGAUGAGGAUGACGUGGCUGCCUUCCCGCACAACGGGCGCCGGGCACUGGGCCCCGCCAUGGCCCCUGGCCUGGCCGCCCAGCUCCGGGCCUGGAAUGAGCUGGACUGGCAGCUCUACACCCAUGUCAACCGCAGCUUCUGGGCCCGGGUGGAGGCCUAUGGGCGGGAGCGCAUGGCGCGGGACGUGGCCCGGCUGCGGGGCCGGCGCCAAGAGCUGGCUGAGCACUGCCUGGCUGGUGGGGGCCCGGUGCCGGCCUCACGCAUUGGGGACCCCCAGCUGCGCCCCUUGCAGCUGGGUCGAGCCGAGAUCCUGGGCUACGAGCUGCGGGCUGGGCUGGGCCCUGCGGAGCGCCGGCUCUGUGCCCGCAUGGUCACCCUGGUGCUGCAGUACAAGGACCUGCUUGACCGCCGGCAGUUUGGGGGCAACAGCACCAGCAACCCCACAUAGGCAGGACCCCCCCAGGAACGCCC
Molecule: messenger RNA, 1284 nt
Organism: Alligator sinensis (Chinese alligator)
Lineage: Eukaryota; Metazoa; Chordata; Crocodylia; Alligatoridae
Gene: GAL3ST4
Product: galactose-3-O-sulfotransferase 4
Exons: 4
Coding region: 20-1261 (413 amino acids)
Biological process (GO): glycolipid biosynthetic process
Cellular component (GO): membrane
Molecular function (GO): galactosylceramide sulfotransferase activity
Source: RefSeq, a predicted model, not a curated record